Messenger RNA from Ustilaginoidea virens, 1638 nucleotides. RefSeq lists its product as uncharacterized. Gene Ontology annotation, cellular component: tricarboxylic acid cycle heteromeric enzyme complex; mitochondrion. Bases 1 to 1638 code for a protein of 545 amino acids. Gene Ontology annotation, biological process: malate metabolic process; tricarboxylic acid cycle; fumarate metabolic process. The transcript is spliced from 3 exons. Lineage: Eukaryota; Fungi; Ascomycota; Sordariomycetes; Hypocreales; Clavicipitaceae. Gene Ontology annotation, molecular function: fumarate hydratase activity. The record is from RefSeq and is a predicted model, not a curated record.
AUGCUGCGAUGCGUCGUGUCGAGACCUGGCGCCCUGGCCGCUGGCCGGGUCAGCAGCAGGUCCGUCGUCGGGCGAGCUGCCGCGGCUGGCGCAGCGUCCAAAGCCACCACGGGCACGGGCACGACCCCGCAGGCGCGGCUGGAACUCAAACUCGACAUGUCUGCCGCCAGGCUUGACGGGCGCACCUUGUCCAGCAGAGGCUUCCGCACCGCCGCAGCCGCCAUGUCUCGAGCGACUCGAACCGAGAGCGACGCCUUUGGCGAGAUCCAGGUCCCGGCCGACAAGUACUGGGGGGCCCAGACGGAGCGGUCGCUGGAGAACUUUCGCAUCAACCAGCCUCAGGAUCGGAUGCCGCCGCCCGUGAUCAGGGCGUUUGGGAUCCUGAAGGGGGCUGCGGCUGCUGUCAACAUGCGAUACGGCUUGGAUGCCAAGAUCGGACAGGCCAUCCAGCAGGCCGCCAAGGAGGUCGCCGACGGCAAGCUCAUGGACCACUUCCCCCUCGUCGUCUGGCAGACCGGGUCCGGCACGCAGUCCAACAUGAACGCCAACGAGGUCAUUUCCAACCGGGCCAUCCAGAUUCUCGGCGGCACCAUGGGCACCAAGACGCCCGUCCACCCCAACGACCACGUCAACCGCAGCGCCUCCUCCAACGACACCUUCCCGACCGUCAUGCACAUCGCCGCCGUGCUGGAGCUCGAGAACGAGCUGCUCCCCGCCCUGCGCAGCCUCCGCGCCGCCCUCCAGGCCAAGGUGGCCGCCUUCGAGGCCCGCAACAUCAUCAAGAUUGGCCGCACGCACCUGCAGGACGCCACGCCGCUGACCCUCGCGCAAGAGUUCUCGGGCUACGUCGCCCAGCUCGGCUUCGGCAUCGCGCGCGUCGAGGGCUCGCUCCCCGACCUGCGGCUGCUGGCGCAGGGCGGCACCGCCGUCGGCACCGGCAUCAACACCUUCGAGGGGUUCGCCGAGGCCGUCGCCGCGCAGGUGACGCGGAUGACGGGCACCGAGUUCCGCACGGCGCCCAACAAGUUCGAGGCGCUGGCGGCGCACGACGCCCUCGUCCAGGCGCACGGCAGCCUCAACACGCUCGCCGCGGCGCUGACCAAGAUCGCGCAGGACGUGCGGUACCUGGGCAGCGGGCCGCGGUGCGGGCUCGGCGAGCUGGCGCUGCCGGAGAACGAGCCCGGCAGCAGCAUCAUGCCGGGCAAGGUGAACCCGACGCAGUGCGAGGCUCUGACCAUGGUCUGCGCGCAGGUCAUGGGCAACCACGUCGCCACCACCAUCGGCGGCAUGAACGGGCAGUUUGAGCUCAACGUCUACAAGCCGCUCAUCAUCCGGAACCUGCUGCACAGCUGCCGUCUCCUGGCCGACGGCAUGCGGUCGUUUGAGAAGAACCUUGUCGCGGGGCUGCAGGCCAACGAGGCCAAGAUAGCUCAGAUUAUGAAGGAGUCUCUCAUGCUCGUGACCUGCCUCAACCCCAAGAUCGGCUACGACAUGGCCUCCAAGGUCGCCAAGAACGCUCACAAGAAAGGCAUCACCCUCAAGGAAAGCGCCCUGGAACUCGGAGCCCUUUCGUCCGACGAGUUCGAGGCCCUGGUCAGACCCGAGCUCAUGAUUGGCCCCAAGCCUUACAAGCAGUAA